AUGGAGGGAGAAUCAUCUUCUGAGAGAACGGGUUACGAGCCCCCUUUUGAGUCCAAGCAGCCAUUUCCGCCAUUGAUGGAUGAUCUUGUUUCACCCACAGACACACAUGGAAGCUAUUCAAGAGAUGAAAGCGUCACUUCCCCGAGCUACGAUGAAAUCGAGGUAGAGGACGAUGCCGAUUUCCAGUCGCACUACUCCCUUGACCCUCAGUCCCUCUCUGACUCGGAAUCGGAAGACUCGGCCGAUGAAAUUGGGCGCGAUCAUCCAUUCCGACAGUCCUCCAGCUCCCUCCAUGGGCCCAAUGCAUUCGCACCCCCCUUUUACAAUCGGCCGCCCACGCCAUUGCCGCCCUCGCCCUCGCUAACCUCUCUGCUACGGCCACCUUUUUCCACCACGACUUCCCGUCCUACAACGCCGGACAGCUCUGAUGUUGAGACCCCAAAUGAUACGGAGGCUGCUGUGGCCAAGUCGGCCCGUCGCGCAACUACCGUCCCCCGCGCCAGCCCUAAGGUUCCGACAUAUGAGUACUACGGAUUCGUGCUCUACUUGGCUUCGUCACUUGCCUUCUCUAUACCCUCCUGGUUGGUGAUGUCUAUUGUUUACAUCUACAUUGCACUCGCCUCAUACAACACGGGAUAUCUCACCUUGCCCAUGAACAGCAUUGAAAACAUUGUUGAUGAGGUUGCCAAUGUCGCAGUCAUUGAUGGAAAGGCACGGCGACGACCGGGCGGAGCGACUAAAAUGAAACCCGGGGCCACUUCAUUCCAGAUUAUGGGCCCGCAAAAUCGGAAGGUGAAUUGGUGGGAGAUCUGGAAUGAGGGCACAGAUGCGGUCAUGGAUAUUCCCGUUGGUGGUGUAUGUGAGGUGUUAUACGGACAAGAUCGCGACGAGGAUGGUUUCGACUCAUAG
Molecule: messenger RNA, 909 nt
Organism: Penicillium verhagenii
Lineage: Eukaryota; Fungi; Ascomycota; Eurotiomycetes; Eurotiales; Aspergillaceae
Exons: 2
Coding region: 1-909 (302 amino acids)
Source: RefSeq, a predicted model, not a curated record